Molecule: messenger RNA, 5224 nt
Organism: Amyelois transitella
Lineage: Eukaryota; Metazoa; Arthropoda; Insecta; Lepidoptera; Pyralidae
Product: inositol hexakisphosphate and diphosphoinositol-pentakisphosphate kinase
Exons: 29
Coding region: 338-4870 (1510 amino acids)
Biological process (GO): inositol metabolic process; inositol phosphate biosynthetic process
Cellular component (GO): cytosol
Molecular function (GO): diphosphoinositol pentakisphosphate kinase activity; inositol hexakisphosphate kinase activity; 5-diphosphoinositol pentakisphosphate 1-kinase activity
Source: RefSeq, a predicted model, not a curated record
ACUAUUUAUUUUUUACAUACGUCGUAAUAUUUCGUUUUUACUAUUUACAUAAGUUGGUGUAACUAAAUGGGAUAGAACACUAUUUAUAAAUCAAAGAACAGUCUUAAAAUAAAUCCAAGGUUACAUUAAUCUUAGAGGAUGACAAACAUUGUCUAACACCACUUAAAUAUUUGCUCACAGCUAACAAAGCUUUUGUUAUUCACUGGAUUUAUAGCUUACUUUCAUUUGAGUAUUCACUGUGGCACUUGCUCCCAUUUUGUAUACAUAAUUAUAUUUACACAAUACAGAUAUAUUCAUUGCUCAUAGAUUAUAUAAAACUGAAUGUGUGUACUGUACAAUGACAAGUGAGGGCGAGUUAGACCUGUGCGACACGUUGGACCCGCAAUGCGAUGGCGGCGGCAAGAAGGUGGUGGUCGGCGUAUGCGCCAUGGCCAAGAAGUCGCAGUCCAAGCCCAUGAAAGAGAUCCUCACACGGCUGGACGAGUUCGAGUACAUCAAGAUGCUCGUCUUCCCAGAGGAGGUUAUCCUUAAGCAACCAGUUGAGGAGUGGCCUAUCUGCGACUGUCUAAUUUCGUUUCACUCCAAGGGCUUCCCUUUAGACAAGGCUAUUCAGUACGAGAAACUUAGGAAACCAUAUGUUAUAAAUAAUCUACACAUGCAAUAUGACAUUCAGGAUCGCAGAAAAGUAUACGCUAUUUUAGAGAGCGAAGGUAUUGAGAUUCCAAGAUACGCAGUGUUAGAUAGAGAUUCGCCUGAUCCAAAACACCAUGAGCUGGUGGAAUCGGAAGACCACGUGGAAGUGAACGGCGUGGUGUUCAACAAGCCUUUCGUGGAGAAGCCAGUGUCGGCUGAAGAUCAUAAUAUUUACAUCUACUACCCCACCUCGGCGGGGGGAGGUUCUCAAAGGCUGUUUAGAAAGAUUGGUAGUCGUAGCAGUAUAUACUCCCCUGAAUCUCGAGUAAGGAAGACCGGGUCAUUUAUUUACGAAGAUUUUAUGCCUACUGAUGGAACGGACGUGAAAGUGUACACUGUCGGGCCGGAUUACGCGCACGCGGAAGCGCGCAAGAGUCCCGCUCUGGACGGGAAGGUGGAGCGCGACUCCGAGGGCAAGGAGAUCCGGUACCCCGUGAUCCUGAGCAACCAGGAGAAGCUCAUAUCCAGGAAGGUGUGCCUCGCCUUCAAGCAGACCGUGUGCGGGUUCGAUUUGUUAAGGGCUAACGGCAAAUCGUUCGUGUGCGACGUAAACGGUUUUUCGUUCGUGAAGAACUCGAACAAAUACUACGAUGACUGCGCGAAAAUACUCGGGAACAUGAUCCUUCGGGAGCUAGCGCCGACGCUGCACAUCCCCUGGUCGGUACCCUUCCAGCUGGACGACCCCCCGAUUGUACCCACGACUUUCGGGAAGAUGAUGGAGCUGAGAUGUGUCGUGGGGGUGAUUAGGCAUGGAGACAGGACGCCUAAGCAAAAGAUGAAGGUUGAAGUGAGACAUCCAAGAUUCUUCGAAAUCUUCGAGAAAUACGAGGGCUUCAAACGCGGGCACGUAAAAUUAAAGAAGCCGAAGCAACUGCAAGAGAUACUGGACAUCGCACGAGCCCUACUGGCCGAUAUCCACACGAGGCACGCCGACCCCGAGAUUGAGGAGAAGCAGGGCAAGCUGGAGCAGCUGAAGAGUGUGCUGGAGAUGUACGGCCACUUCUCCGGCAUCAACCGCAAGGUGCAGAUGAAGUACCAGCCGCGGGGCCGGCCUCGGGGCUCCAGCUCGGACGACGGUAACGCCCCGCCCACGCCGCACCACCACCACGGGGGCGUGGCCGAACCUUCAUUGGUGCUAAUUCUGAAGUGGGGGGGCGAGCUGACGCCGGCGGGGCGUAUCCAAGCCGAGGAGCUGGGGCGUAUGUUCCGCUGCAUGUACCCCGGGGGGCAGGGCAGACAUAUACCAGGUGAAGGCGGCACCCAAGGGCUCGGCUUGCUUCGCUUACAUUCCACAUUCCGCCACGACCUCAAAAUCUACGCAUCAGACGAGGGACGGGUUCAAAUGACGGCCGCGGCCUUUGCUAAAGGGCUAUUAGCCUUGGAAGGGGAGUUAACGCCAAUAUUGGUGCAAAUGGUCAAGUCUGCUAACACAAAUGGAUUGUUGGAUAACGACUGUGAUUCUUCCAAGGUGCAGAACAUGGCCAAAGCCCGCCUGCACGAGGCGAUGCAGGUGGACCGCGAGUUCGCGGACGAGGACCGCGGCCGCAUCAACCCGUGCCGCUCGCUCAGCAUCGCGGCGGCCAUGCGGCUGGUGAGCAACCCGGUGCGCUGCUGCGCCCACGUGCACGACCUCAUACAGCUGCUGGUGAGGAUCGUGGCCGCUAAGAAGGACGAUCCCAAGACUAGAGACACAAUCCUAUACCACGGCGAGACAUGGGAACUCAUGGGUCGCCGAUGGGGCAAGAUUGAGAAAGACUUCUGUACAAAGAACAAGACGUACGACAUAUCGAAAAUCCCAGACAUAUACGACUGCAUCAAAUAUGACCUACAACAUAAUCAGCACACGCUACAGUUCGAUAUGGCCGAAGAAUUAUAUAUGUACGCCAAGUAUUUAGCAGAUAUAGUCAUCCCGCAGGAGUAUGGUCUAACGAUGCAAGAGAAGCUGACAAUAAGCCAGGGAAUCUGCACGCCGCUGCUGAAGAAGAUACGAGCUGACCUGCAGAGGAAUAUCGAGGAGUCGGGAGAGGAGACCGUCAAUAGGCUUAAUCCAAGGUACAGCCACGGUGUUUCGAGCCCGGGCCGGCACGUCCGCACGCGGCUGUACUUCACCAGCGAGAGCCACGUGCACUCGCUGCUCACUGUACUGCGCUUCGGGGGGCUGCUGGAUGUGCUGAAAGACGAGCAAUGGCGGCGGGCUAUGGAAUACGUAUCGAUGGUUUCCGAGCUGAACUACAUGUCCCAAAUUGUUGUUAUGCUAUACGAAGAUCCUACUAAAGACCCCUUCUCUGAAGAAAGGUUCCACGUGGAGCUGCACUUCAGCCCGGGCGUGAACUGCUGCGUGCAGAAGAACCUCCCGCCGGGCCCGGGGUUCCGGCCGCACAGCCGCAACCACUCCACCACCAACAACUCGCAGAGUUCUUCAGACGAGGUGAAAUGUAUUGAGGAAGAAAGCGAAGACGACCAAAUGGCGAGCCAGGAGACACUGCAACCAGACAACCUAGACGAAUUAGACAACGCGUUUUCACCAAAGAAGAGUUCAAAAUCAAAACUGAGACCAUCGGAUCCUAUACCUAUUAGUAACUUGCACUACACUGUGAGCGGGCACGAGGCUUCGACGCUGGCGGCGCGGCUCAACGCGGAGCUGCGCGCGCGCUCGCACGAGGUCGACGCCCGGGAUCAGGUAGAGGAGAAAGAAGCCAAGGAAAUGGAAGAGCCGCCGCCGCGCGCGCGCAGCUACGACCAACACAAGCAACAGGAUAAUGGAGGCGAAGGGGACAAUGGGCUCACUUCCCCGACUAGCCCUCAAGCUUCGCCCGCCACUCCGUCCGUAACGCCCUGUAUUAACAUCGACGGAGUGGAGUCAUCGACUAACGAGCUGCCUCUGUCCGCGAUCACGUUCGGCGGGCGCUCGGUCUGUAGCGGGUGGGUGGCCGCAGGGCGCCGGCAGCGGCACAGCAUCGCCGGCCAGAUGAGCUACCUCAAGAUGCUGGGGCUGGGCGCGCGCGGCAAGCUGCCCGGCGCCGCCGCCGCGCUGUUCAGCACCGCCGUCAUCUCCGGCUCCAGCUCCGCGCCCAACCUCAGGGUCAUGAUACCGACCGCUACGGCGAGUAACAUCGCAGCGCUGGAAGGCUUCGGCGGCGUGCCAGCCAUCCGUCCUCUGGAGACUCUACACAACGCGUUGUCUCUGAGACAACUCGACGCUUUCCUGGAACGAGUGACAGCUGCCCCAGUCUUGCUGGGCUCCAACCAGACCUCGGCCAACAAUAAGCAACCUUCACCGGCUAAUAGUGUGGGUUGGAGCGGCCCUUCCUCCCUGAUGUCAUCGUCCGGUGAACUCCCUAGCGCACUAUCAUCAGCCGGGCCCUCGUCGCCGAACUCCAACUAUGCCAGCUCCGACCACAAGAAUAGCUCGGACAGUAGCAAUUGGAGUAAAAACACGCCGAAGCUCCCCCAGUGGGACGGCGAGGCGGCGACGCUGUGCGCGGGCGAGUCGACCCUGCACCCCUAUUUGCCGCACUCCGAUGUAGCAGGUUCGUCUAUUAGCGGGGACGUGACGCCGGUGUCGUUGACGUCGGAGUUGGAGUUCAACAGCAACGAGGCCACCGCCGGCUCCGUCACAGACCACGAACUGUUGAGUGCAGAAGGCGAAGAAGACGAAGAAACGCUGUCAGCGGAUCCUUACGGUUCGCCCAUGACGUACAUCAAGAACGACCUCAGCCCGCAGCCCGGCGCCGCGCUGCCCUCCACCAGCGCCGCGCUCGACUUCUACGGCCUCAACAUACAGCAAACCAAGGACACCUUCUACAAAGACAUGCCGUCCAGCAGCAAGAACUUCAACAUAGACGACGUCACGAACAAAUGCUUCAAAUUAGAACCCUCACAGUACGCCAGCAAUCUAGACUCCCUCAACUUGAGCAAGUGUAGUAAAAUAAAAAAUAAAAAAAACGAAACAUUAAACAAUGGAAGUAGGAGAUAUAGCGAUAGCAGCGCACAAAAAAGUAAUAACCAAGCACAAGUUUCAGGCAGUAGAUUCACCACCACCCUAGUGACCGAGGACACGUUGAAACCUGGCCCGUCCAGCGAAAGUAAGUCGAACACUGCGUCCCCGGGAAAACCCACGAUAACAAAAGCUAACUAUGUGACUGUUAAGCCAGGAUUCGCGGUUCCAGAGCAGUGAUAGUUUGUUUCUGGUUAUAUUUUUAUUCAUAUGACGUAUUUAUACCCGGUCUUCUUAUUCUUAACUUCAAAUCACUAUGUUGAUGCUAUUAAGUAAUUUAUGCUUACGUCUAGUUAAUAUUUUUUGCAACGAAUUGUGAAUCAUGUUCGAAUCAAUUUUAUAAGCUUUUUAACUAUGUAUGUUAUAGAAAGUGUUCACAUCAUUUUAAUUUUGUGUAUACAAUUUUCAGAUAGUGAACAUCACCCUGAAUCAUCAAAGGCUAAAUAAUGAAAUAUUAGAUAUUUCUCACUAAUAAAAUAUAGUCUUGGAGUAAGUUUAAGAGCUGUGUAUAUAAAAUACAUUAUGUUAAAAGUG